Callorhinchus milii (elephant shark) is the source of this 1626-nucleotide messenger RNA. RefSeq lists its product as uncharacterized. The transcript is spliced from 7 exons. NCBI's taxonomy places the organism in Eukaryota, Metazoa, Chordata, Chondrichthyes, Chimaeriformes, Callorhinchidae. The record is from RefSeq and is a predicted model, not a curated record. The annotation marks the transcript as partial.
UUCUUCAAGCCUGGGCUGGAUGACUGUCGUGAUGGGUAUCCAUCUUUAGAGGAUCAGGGUCUAACAAAAAGUCAAAAAGGUCUCAGUCCUGUGCUUUAUAAUGUACCACAAGUGUUCAAGCCUAGUCGGCGAGAGUCACAAAAGUUAACCAAAGAACAAAUAUGUUAUUCAAAGAUUCCCCCAUUGCAACACACAAAAAGAUUGCAGAUAGAAGAGAUUGAAUAUUUUUUGACUCAGCAUCCAUUAGCUCUUUAUCAACAUCUGGAAGAAGGAAUACCUCCUGAGCUUUUUGAAGAUAUUGUUGGUAUCCUGGAUCCCGAAAUGCUCCAGUAUGGAGAAGAUAUAAUGUCUGAGAAAUCUGAUGGCAUGUAUAAAGUUCAAGAACACAAUUUAGAAAACAUCUUAAACUUAAUGGACGAUGAUACCACCGUGAACACGGAGAGCAAAUUAAGGCAAAUGGCAUUAGAGGAGUCAAGGCGCAAAAACCCGUACAAGUGGCUUUUGCUCAGGGAAGCAGCAAAGAAAGAAAGCAAGAAAGUGAAACCCAAACGAGUCACCUCAAAACCAAUGGAGGAGGAACUAAAGCAAAUAACCAAGGAGUUCUGUGAAUGGGUUGCCUCUCUGGGUGGCGAUACCUACAAUAUAGAUGAAUCGACUGUCAGGAGCCUGUUUGCCAGUGGUUAUGAGGCCAAAGCCGCUGUCAAUGUGCCUAUUAGUGUGACAGAGCUGACCAGCAUACCUCCAGAGUUAAGGAAAUCAGUGGGAGUACCUUCAGUGAUGUCUCCACUGAAAUCCCAUCUGAAUAGGCUGGACCCAAUCUUCGAAAAAUGCGUCAAGAACAGAAAGGCAAAGUUUAGGUAUGGAGCGUGGUACCUAGAUCCCAAGACAUGGGUGAAAAGAGGCUAUGAUGAACUGCUGCUGGAUCCCGGUUUUCGAAGGAGCAGUGAUGGUGGAUCCAGAUUUAUAGAUUUCACGACUCUAAAGGAUAAGCACCAAAAAGGGCUCUACGCUACUUUGGCUUUCAGAGAUUUCAUUGAGGCUAAAGGAGCCAGAAAACCAGAGUUCAUGCAGCAAUUGCUUACCAUAAAGGAGGAUUCAAAAUUCACAGACUAUGCAGAAAUGCCACUGCAUAACAUAGAAAAGUUCAGGCGCAAAGCUGCUUUGCAGCAUGUUGGUUUGGCCAUGUAUUAGCAGACUCCAUCAAUUGUAUUGUUUUAUCACAGUUUACUUUAUGUUAUAAGUUUCCAAGUAUUUCAAUCUUCCCCUUUUUACAGCUUUUACUUGGACCAACAAUUUUCCUGAUAAUUAUGUAUUACGCUAUGAAUAAACUACAUUCUGCCAAGAUUGCUAAAUUCUGUAUUUGUGUUCAUCUGUUAGUUAUGUGCACAACACAGAUCAUUUAACACAAAAUCGUGCAGCUGAACUUAGAAAUGUUGCUUAAAUGUGAUUGUAUAUUUUUCGUUCUGGUCGUGUAAUAGCAACAUGUACUGUAUGUGAAAUUACUAACAGCAGAUGUAAGACAAAUGUGCAUAAUAAUGUUUCACUGAAUUUAAAAUAGUGGAUGUGCGUGUACCUUUGAUGCUAUCAUGUUUGUAGGUUGUUGAUUAAACCCCAAAAUGAUCCAGA